GCUUAGGUGUCGUUUUGCAAUAAAUGAAAAAGUCCGUCUCUCGAAACGGCCAAUGCCUCACUUGUCACGCACGAAAUUCGCGAAUGUCCUUCGCUUCAUUUACAAACCGCUUUCUUAAUAUCCAGUAUUGGGUAGACCUUGCGCUAUUUCUCAAGUACAAUAGGUCAACAUAUGCGCGCGAGUAUAUGUAUGCGCGAUAAUGGAUGUCUGUGAUUGUUGUUCGAAUUUUGUAUAAGGAUACAGACCUGAUUUUGAGUAGGAGAGAGUUUGUUUGAUCGGACAAGAUGUUGGAGGAUCAGGUGGCGUAUCUCUUGCAGAGGUACCUGGGGAACUAUGUUAGAGGGCUCAGCAAAGAAGCCCUCAAGAUCAGUGUCUGGCAAGGUGAUGUAGAAUUAACAAAUAUGCAACUGAAACCCGAGGCACUAAAUGCAUUGAAAUUACCAGUGAAGGUUAAGGCAGGUUUUCUGGGAUCAGUGAAGCUUAAGGUUCCAUGGAGCAGGCUUGGCCAAGAUCCUGUUCUGGUUUAUCUGGAUCGUAUCUUUUUAUUGGCUGAGCCUUCAACACAGGUUGAAGGAUCUACAGAGGACUCCAUCCAAGAAGUUAAAAAGAAUCGAAUACGAGAAAUGGAAAUGAAGUUGUUGGAGAGCCAACAGCUCCUGAAUUCGGAAAUGAACAAGUCUUGGAUCGGGUCUUUAAUCAAUACGGUGAUUGGGAAUUUAAAGCUUUCUAUUUCAAACAUCCACAUCAGAUACGAAGAUAUUGAGAGUAAUCCAGGCCACGCAUUUGCAGCUGGUGUGAUGUUGGAUAAACUCUCAGCAUUUACAGUUGAUGAUAAUGGGGAGGAAACUUUUAUAACUGGAGGUGCAUUGGACCGAAUCCAGAAGUCUGUGCAACUUGAACGAAUGGCUAUCUAUCUGGAUUCUGAUGUAAGUCCAUGGCACAUUGAAAAAGCGUGGGAGGACUUGUCACCAUCCGAAUGGGGACAGAUUUUUGAAUUUGGUACAAAAGGUGGGAAACCUGCAGCUGAUAAUUUGGGAAAGCACUCAUAUGUUUUGGAACCAGUAAGUGGAAAUGCUAAGUAUUCGAAGGAGCGUUCUGAUGCAUCAAGAAGAAAAGGUCAACCACUGCAGAAUGCUGCAGUAAAUCUGGAUGAUGUGACUCUGUGCUUGUCAAAAGCUGGGUACCACGACUUGUUGAAAUUAGCUGAUAAUUUCACUGCCUUCAAUCAGAGACUAUAUUAUGCUCACUAUCGUCCACAUUUGACUGUAAAAAGUGAUCCGAGAUCUUGGUGGAAGUAUGCGUUCAGGGCAGUUAUGGAUAAAAAGAAGAAGGCCAGUGGAAUGUUGUCGUGGGAGCAAGUCCUGCGAUAUGCUAAAUUGCGUAAGAGAUACAUCUCUCUGAUGUUGGCCCAUAAAGUUGUGGAGCAAUCAUUGGGAUCAGAAAAAUUCCUAAAAGAGCAAAAGGCCAAGAAAUCAUGGUGGCCAUUUGGACGGACUACUCAAACUAGCAAAGAUGAAAAUGAACCUGGUACUCUGACUGAGGAAGAUUGGAAGAGAUUGAAUGAUAUUAUUGGGUACAAGGAAGGUGAUGAUGAACAAUUACUGACCCAUGGCGAUGGGAAUUUGCCAUAUAUUUCAUUGAGCCUUCACAUGAAGCAUAAUGCAUCGAAGCUAACUGACUCCCAGGAGUGCCUUGCUGACUUAUCCUGCGAUAAUCUUGAGUGUUGCAUAAACCUGUAUCCAGAAGCAAAAAUUGUCGAUAUAAAAUUGGGAUCAUACAGACUACUGUCCCCGAAUGGUCUUCUUGCUGUGAGCGAAAUUGUUUCUAAUUCAUUGGUUGCUGUGUUCUGCUAUAAACCGCUUGAUAUGGAUGUGGACUGGAGCCUGGUUGCUAAAGCUUCACCCUGUUAUGUGACUUAUUUGAAGGAUUCCAUUAAUCAAAUCAUCGACUUCUUUGAAAGUAGUGCGACUGUAAGCGAGACUCUUGUUCGGGAAACGGCUUCUGCAGUUCAAAUGACAAUUGAUGAAGUCAAACGCACAGCGACGAAACAAGUGAACAGAGCAUUGAAGGAGCGUGCUAGAUUGAGCAGGGUUGGCUAUGAUGUCUUGGACUGCUUGUAUCAUGCACACACAGAUUAUUUGGUCUUCAGUCUUUUAACCGCCCUUGACCUUGUGUGGGUGAAUCCAAGUUUUCAUCCAGAUAUUUUGCUGUUGAUUUUAGGUUGUCUUGAGGACAGGUUUUUCUUGGACUUGGAUAUUGCGGCGCCCAAAAUAACUAUUCCCACCGAAUUCUCUCCUGAUGGUGUCCACCCUACCAGGCUUCUGAUAGACUUGGGAAAGUUAGUGAUACGUUCUCAGGAUAAUGCUGAAUAUGUUACACCUGAAGAGAUGAAUGUGUAUUCGCAAUUUGAUUUGGUUUUGAGAGAUGUAUCGGCUUUUCUGGUUGAUGGUGAUUAUCGCUGGAACCAAGCUUCUUUAAAGAGACCUGAUGGUUCAUUGGAGGCUGCCUUUGUCAGCUACCUACCAGUUAUCGACAGAUGUGCAGUAUUUCUAAAGCUUCAGCAGAUUAUAUCACCAGUUGCCUCUUUCCCGUCAACAAGGCUUGCCAUGCGGUUACCUUCCAUAGGGAUUCAUUUUUCUCCAUCUCGUUAUCAUCGCUUAAUGCAAGUUGUUAAACUUUUUCAAGGGGAUGAUGCUGACCAUCCUGAUCUUGUCCGUCCUUGGGAUGAAGCUGAUUUCUCAGGCUGGCUGUAUCAGCUGGCACGGAAGGGCGUUGGAGGUAGAGAUGCAGUAUGGCAAAGGAGAUAUUUUUGUGUAGUUGGACCAUUGCUUUAUGUGUUAAAGGACCCUGAAUCAAGAAAUUAUAAACAAUGUUACAGCCUACGUGGUAAACAUCUAUAUCGACUUCCAUCUGAUUUACUUGGAGAUGUGGAACAUGUGUUGGCUGUUGGUGAUUCUGAGAGUCCCUAUGUCAAGGUUGUGGAAGAUGCAAAUUCUGUAAUUUUGCGCUGUGGCUCCGAAAGUUCUUUGAGAACAUGGCAAAGCUAUCUCCAGGGUGCCAUUUAUCGAGCAUCGGGAACUGCUACUUUAACUGGUCUAAUUGAAACCUUGUCGAAUUCGGAAAGCUCUGAACCUAGCUGUCAUGAUUCAACAAAUUCUCUGAUGACGACAGAAAAGUUAUUUUUAACUGGUGUGCUUGAUGAGUUGAAGAUUAGUUUCAGUUACUGUAGCAUGCGUGAUCAAAGUUUUAUGAAGAUGCUUCUUGCUGAUGAGAAGCUCCUUAAAGCAUUGGAGGUAGAAGAUUUAGUUUGCCGCAAGGGAACAUCUCAGCUCUACAUUGCAAGAUCUUUCAUCACGAACAUCGCAGCUCCUUCGCUAUUGGAAAAUUCUGUUAGUAUAACACAUGAAAGUAGUGAUGUUAACCAGUCUGAAGGAGAUGAUGAGUUUUACGAGGCGCCUGAGGAUCUUAAUGAUUUAGCUGGUAGCCCCAUGUCACCAGAUGAUGAAAUGAAGGGUAUGAGUUCUGGAAGUAUUACACAAUCAGAAAACAAUGACUCUAAAGCACCUAGUUUUACGCGUGUUGCUGGUGUCUUACCGCGUGAUGCUACUCGUAUGGAAGCUGGUCAGGAGGGAGUUACAGAUGCAUUGGGCAGUUUUGUCAAAGCUCAAAUAAUUAUUUUCGACCAGCACUCUCCACUUUAUUCUAGUGUUGAUACAAAAGUGGCAGUCACACUCUCCACUUUGUCAUUUUACUGUCGUAGACCUACAAUACUAGCCAUUAUGGAAUUCGUAAACUCUAUUAAUAUUCAGGAGGAUGAAUGUGAACCUCUUAGUGAUACAUCUUCAACAUCUGCUGUACAACAUGAUACAUUCAAGGAAAUUCCGACUGAUGGUGUACCCUCAGUUCCAAUGGAGGAGCGUGUUGUUAAAUCUUUACUAGGAAAGGGGAAAUCGAGAGUAGUUUUCUAUUUACGGUUGAAUAUGGCUCGUGCUGAGAUAUUCUUGGUGAUGGAAGAUGAGAAUAAACUUGCUACUUUGGCACAAGAUAAUCUUCUUACUGAUAUUAAGGUGUUUCCUUCAUCUUUUAGUAUAAAGGCAUUCCUCGGGAAUCUUAGGAUAAGCGAUGACAGUCUCCCUAGUAGUCAUACCUAUUUCUGGGCCUGUGACAUGCGGAAUCCUGGAGGAAAUUCCUUUGUGGAGUUGAAAUUUUGUUCGUUUAGUGCCAACGAUGAUGACUAUGAGGGUUAUGACUACAGCCUCUUUGGGAAACUGUCUGAAGUGCGAAUUGUCUAUUUGAAUCGCUUUCUUCAAGAGGUUAUCAGUUACUUUAUGGGUCUUGUUCCUGCCAAUAACAAAGAUGUUGUCCAAAUAGAAGAUCAAGUGACAAACUCGCAGAAGUGGAUUACACGAAGUGAAAUUGAAGGUUCGCCUGCAGUGAAGUUGAAUGUUUCACUUAAAAAGCCAAUCAUUGUAAUGCCUCAGAGAACGAAUAGCUUAGAUUAUUUGAAACUUGACGUGGUUCAAAUCACUGUUCAGAACACCUGUAGAUGGUUUGGUGGGAGCAAAAGCGAUAUCAAGGCAGUCCACAUGGAUAUUUUAGAAGUCCGGGUUGAAGAUAUCAACUUAAAUGUGGGAUCAGGAUCAGAAUUGGGUGAAAGCAUAAUUCAAAAUGUCAAGGGUGUUUCCAUUGUCAUUCAGAGAUCACUCCAGUAUGAAAUUAUCAUAGAAUGUGCACAAGCUAAUAUUUCCGAGAGCCCAAAUUUUGUGCCUUCAUUGGAAAAUGUAUCAGUGUCCCCUUUUGUUGAUGUGGGAGGUCACACUGUUGCUCAAGGAUUGGAUCACGCGAGGUCUGAAACUCAGGCAAGGGAGAUCGUGGUGGCAACUGUGAUCUCUGUCCGUAUUGAUAUGGUUGAACUUCGUCUUCAUUAUGGUGUCACAACUGAUGCAUCACUCGCCAUUCUUCAGGUGAGUGGAGUGUGGCUUUUGUACAAAUCUAACACGGUGGGGGAAGGUUCUCUGUCAGCCACACUGAAGGAUUUGAUUGUUGUUGAUGAUCGUGAAGGCACAGAAAAAGAGCUUAGGUUGGCCAUUAGGAAGCCUGAUAUAAAUGGAGACAAUUUUUCUGGGUCUAUGCCUGAGAACGUGCAUCAUGAUGUUGAGAACAAUCUCUCGGUGGACAACGCUAGAAAGUAUACUCCAGCAAUUUUAAUUUUUGAUGCCACAUUUAAUGAAAAAUCAACAUUUCUUUCUUUGUGCAUCCAAAGGCCACAGUUGCUUGUUGCACUAGAUUUUUUGCUCGCAAUAGUUGAGUUUUUUGUCCCAACAUUUCGUGGUGAACCAUCGGAUGAGAACGCUAACCCAUCACAUUUUCUCGAUGCUCUCAUACUUGACCAGCCAGUUUUCAAUCAACCCUCUGCAGAAUUCUCAAUAUCCCCUGAGAAACCUUUGGUUGUCGAUGAUGAAAGAUUUGACCUUUUUGUAUAUGAUGGAAGAGGUGGGAUUUUGUAUCUGAAAGACAGGCAAGGGUUAAAUCUAUCAUCUCCGAGUAGGGAAGCUUUGGUUUAUGUGGGGAAUGGAAAGAAAUUACAAUUCAGAAAUGUUACUGUCAGAGUAGGGUUUCUUCUAUUGUAUCAUACUUGCCCUUUUGUUUACAUAUCUGUAAUCGUUUAUAUGAAUUUGAGCAUUUGGUCUUUAAUUGUCCAGAAUGGAACAUAUUUUGAUUCAUGCAUUUUGCUGGGCGCCAACAGCAGCUAUUCAGCUAAUGAAAAGGAUAAUGUGUACUUGGAGGGGGAAAGAGGAAGCCCUUCUGAUAACUCCGAAGGGAGGAACAUUACUGCUGUGGCAUCAGCAAAUGGUACUUUGGGCGGCUCAACAGAAUUGAUAUUUGAAUUGCAGGCUAUUGGUCCGGAGCUCACCUUCUACAAUAAAUCAAGAAAUACAGGACAACAUAUUAUGUCUAACAAACUGUUGCAUGCGCAGAUGGACACAUUCUGCAGGCUUGUUUUGAAGGGUAAUACUGUUGAAAUGAGCACAGAAGUUGUUGAUUUGACCAUGGAAAGCAAUGGCAUCACUAUUUUGGAGCCCUUUGACGCAUCUAUAAAAUUUUCCAGUGCUUCUGGAAAGACAAGCCUGCAGUUGAAUGUUUCAGACAUAUUCAUGAAUUUUUCAUUCAGCAUCUUGAGGCUAUUCUUAGCUGUUGAAGAGGAUAUUUUAUCCAUCUUAAGAACGACAUCAAAGAAAUCGACUGUUUUAUGCUCUGAAUUUGACAGGAUUGGAACCAUUAAAAGUCCUGUAAGUGACCAUGUUUAUGCAUUCUGGAGACCUCGAGCACCAACUGGUUUCGCUGUACUUGGUGACUAUUUGACACCAAUUGAUAAGCCGCCUACAAAAGGUGUAGUUUCUGUCAAUACCAGCUUAAUACGAGUGAAGAAACCAAAAUCUUUCACACUCGUGUGGCCUCAUUCUUUUCACAGUGACAUCCUGCAGAUCGAAGGAUUAGGUAGUUUUGAGUUAGCAAAAAAUGAAGGCAGCUCCGACUGGGACACAACAUGCUCAAUUUGGUUGCCUGAAGCCCCAAAGGGUUAUGUAGCAUUGGGUUGUGUAGUUUCUUCUGGAUGGGAACAACCUUCAAUUUCGUCAGUGUUCUGUAUCUCGGCAUCUUUAGUUUCCCCUUGUGGUCUGAGAGAUUGUGUCAGCAUUGGCUCAGGCGUUGGAUGUCCGGACAUGGCUUUCUGGCGGGUGGAUAAUGCCUUUGGAACGUUCCUGCCUGCUGACCCUGCUACGAUGAAUCUGACUCAGGGAGCAUAUGAAUUGAGACAAUUGUACUUUAGGUUACCAGAAAUUUCUCCUGACAAACUGAUAGGAUUGGAAAAGCAAACGUCUACAUCAGCUGGGGACGACAUUAUUCAGUCAGAAAGGUCGUCUACAGUAAAUUCUAGACGGAGGAUUGAAGCUGUUGCUACCUUUCGACUAAUAUGGUGGAAUCAGGGCUCUGGAUCAAGGAAAAAGAUAUCCAUCUGGCGUCCUGUGGUCCCGGAAGGAAUGGUGUAUUUCGGUGAUAUCGCUGUUCAAGGGUAUGAGCCUCCAAAUACUUGUGUAGUUUUCCAAGAAUCAGAAGAUAACGAUCUGUUUAUAGCGCCUUCUGAUUUUCAACCAGUUGGACAUGUAAAAAGACAAAGGAAAGUGGAUACCAUAUCUUUCUGGAUGCCUCAGGCUCCUCCAGGUUUUGUUACAUUAGGGUGUACUGCUUGCAAAGGCAAGCCCAAGCAAUCUGAUUUUAUCUCUUUAAGGUGCAUUCGCGCUGAUAUGGUCUCAACAGAUCAUUUUUUGGAUCAAAGUGUAUGGGAUUUAUCUGAUUCCAAGUUUGUAAGAGCGCCAUUUAGCAUAUGGACAGUUGGCAAUGAAUUUGGCACCUUCAUUGUUGGGAAUGGUUUAAAGAAACCUCCUAAACGGUUUGCAUUGAAGCUCAGUGGGCGAGACACGCCAAGCAGUUCUGAUGAUACUGUGGUUGAUGCAGAAAUAAGGACCUUUUCUGCAGCACUUUUUGAUGACUAUGGUGGCUUGGAUAGUAGUACUAAGUAUCUAGGGUCAUCUGGAGAUGGCCUGCAUGGAAGACCUGAUUUCUUGAAGUCGAGUGUGAUCUUCUCUUUGGCUGUGAGAUCGUACAAUGAUAAGUAUGAUUCAUGGGAGCCUAUUGUUGAACCAGUUGAUGGAUCAUUGAGAGGUCGCUGGUCACCUGACUUAAGUGAUCAGAGGUGGCUGCUGCAAAUGAGCGCCGAAAAAAGGUACCAAUAUAAUCCCAGUGCUCCUGGUGUAGCUUCUGAGCUUCGUGUUGCUUCUACUAGAGAUUUGAAUUUGAACUUGUCUGUCUCCAACGCCAAUACAAUUUUACAAGCAUAUGCAAGCUGGAACAAUCUUAGCCAUGUCCAAGAAACACAUGAGGAAGCAAGUCCUCCGGAUACUAAUUCUGGAUCUCUCACUGCUGUACAUCAAAAGCGAAGUUACUACAUUGUUCCUCAAAAUAAGCUUGGGAAAGACAUUUUCAUCAGGGCUUCUGCAGUCAAGGGACUUCUUGACAUAAUCAAAAUGCCGGCUGGAGAUAGGAAAGCUCUAAAACUGCCAGCUCCGAAGAACAUGCUGGAUUCUCAUUUGAAAGGAUGUCUUCUUCAGAAACGGCGUAUGAUGGUAACUGUCAUUGUAGCUGAAGCAGAGCUCAUGAAGCCGGAAGGCUUGGGCUCUCGUCAGUAUAAUGUUGGAAUUCGCGUUUAUGAUGAUCAGAGUCACCCUAACCAAUCACACCUAAAUCAACAAUUUGCUCGAACUCGUGGAACUGGAUCAGAUGACUCUGAAUCUUCAGAUGUUGAAUUUGUGAAGUGGCAUGAAGUAUUUUUCUUCAAAGUCGACUCAGUGGAUUGGAGCAUGCUGGAACUAACCGUCCAUGAGAUUGGGAGAGGUGAGCCAGUUGGCUGCUAUAGUGCUUGUCUGAAAAAUGUGACUGGAUCUGAAAGUGAGAAUUUUGAAAAGGCAGAUGGUAGGAAUAGACAAUUUGGUUCGAUUCAGAUUAGCCCAUCUGCGGAUGGGCCAUGGACCAUGGUAAGGCUAAAUUAUGGUUCACCUUCAGCAUGUUGGCAAUUAGGCAAUGAUUUAGUUGCAAGUGAAGUGAGCGUAAAUGAUGGAAACAGAUAUGUCAGCAUCAGAUCCCUUGUAUCCGUCCGUAACAACACUGAUGUUACUCUAGAUUUUUGCCUCAGUCUUCAGUCUGCAAAUGGUGGAAACUUAGGAGUUGAUAAAAGGAAUGGUAGCCCAUCUCAUGGAAGUGACUUUACAACAGAUGAGUCGCAAGUAGUUGUUGGGCCUAUACAACCUGGGGACACGGCACCUCUUCCUUUGCCUUGCCUAUCUCAGUCUGCCUUGUAUAUAUUGCAUCUAAAACCUUCAAAUUUGGGAGCUGAGAACUAUUCUUGGAGUUCUGUGGUGGAUCUGCCUGUUCAGUCACAGGAUGUGGAGAGUUCGAAAGAAGUUCGAGAAAUUUAUAUUUCAUCUCUUUCAGAGUCUGAGAAGCUCUUGUAUUGCCCCGAAACUAGUGGAAGUUCAUCAAAUAGUUUACGUGGUGUGUGGUUUUGUUUGAGCAUCCAAGCAACUGAAAUUGCAAAGGACAUUAAUUUUAAUCCAAUACAGGACUGGACAAUUGUGGUUAUGGCCCCUGUAUCAAUCACUAACUAUCUCCCUCUUAUGGCUGAAAUUUCUCUUCUUGAAAUGCAAGCCAGUGGUCAUUUUCUUUCCUGUUAUAGAGGGUUAUCUCGUCCUGGAGAGAGUGUCAAUGUGUAUAAUGUUGACAUAAGAAACCCAUUGUACUUCUCUUUGCUUCCGCAAAGAGGAUGGCUGCCAAUACAUGAAGCUAUUCUUCUGUCCCAUCCUACUGAUCCACCAUCGAAGACAAUAAGCUUACGAAGUUCAGUUUCUGGAAGGAUCGUUCAACUCAUUCUUGAGCAUAACCAUACCAAUGAACAUUCUCUACAGCCAAGGAUCAUUAAAGUGUAUUCGCCAUAUUGGUUUGGAAUUGCAAGAUGCCCACCCCUUGCUUUCAAGCUUGUAGAUGUCGGUGCUAAGAGAUUGAAGAAGAAUCCGUUGUCUUUUCAAGCCAAAAGGGUAAAAGAAGUCAUCCUUGAGGAAAUUACUGAGGAGGAGACGCGUGAAGGUUAUACGAUUGCAUCUGCAUUGAACUUCAAAAAUCUGGGUCUCUCUGCAUCUAUAGGCCAAUCUGGUGGGGAGCAAUUUGGCCCUGUUAAAGAUCUUACUCCGCUAGGGGACAUGGAUGGCUGUCUGGACCUUUUUGCUUAUAAUGCUGAUGGCAGUUGUAUGCAACUAUUUGUAUCGUCAAAACCUUGCCCCUACCAAUCCAUCCCGACUAAGGUUAUCUCUGUUCGACCAUUCAUGACUUUUACAAACAGAGUUGGUCAAAAUUUGUUAUUGAAGUUCAGCAGUGAAGAUGAACCUAAGACUUUGAGGGUGUCUGAUACAAGAGUCUCCUUCGUGCAUCGAAAAACAGAUGGUCCUAAUAAAAUUCAGGUACAUGCCCAUGAUACAGAUUGGUCAUUUCCCAUUGAAAUAGUGAAGGAGGACACUUUCACUCUGUCCUUAAAGAAACCUGACGGCACUCGAAGAUUCUUACGAACAGAAAUUCGAGGAUAUGAGGAGGGUUCUCGCUUUAUAGUUGUAUUUCGCCUUGGAUCUGUUAAUGGUCCUAUCAGGAUUGAGAACAGAACAAUGAACAAGGCCAUGAGGGUUCGGCAAGCUGGAUUUGGCGAUGAUGCAUGGAUUCUUUUAGAGCCACUUUCAACAGCAAACUUUUGUUUGGAAGAUCCAUAUGGCCAAAGAGUUAUUGAUGUUGAAGUCUAUGCUGGUGAUGAUAUUGGGAUUUACAAGUUUGAUUUGGAUAAAGCAGGGCUCUCCUCAGUUGAUGAGUACUCUAGUUUAUUUCUCCAUGUUGUGAACAAAGGUGACAUUAAGGUUGUUAAAUUCGUUGAUCUUCAUGGACUACUUCCAAGAUCUAGAGAAGCGAGUGGAUCUCUAAUGCUGGAGGGGAAUCAGGGAAACACUCGUAUCCAGGCUAAGAUGCCAGACCCUGAUCAAAAAUCACCUUUGGAACUUGUAGUUGAGCUUGGCGUUAUUGGUAUUUCUAUUGUAGACCAUAGACCAAGAGAGAUUGCUUACAUCUACAUGGAGAAAUUGUUUAUUUCAUAUUCGGCUGGCUAUGAUAGUGGGACAACAAGCAGGUUCAAGCUUGUCCUUGGUUACCUGCAGCUAGACAAUCAGCUACCUCUGACAGUUAUGCCUGUCCUUCUGGCACCGGAACAGACACCUGAUGUGCAUCAUCCAGUGUUUAAGAUGACUAUAACCAUACGCAAUGAAAACCUUGAUGGUCUUCAGAUCUACCCAUAUAUUUAUAUACGAGUAAUUGAUAAGAGUUGGAGGCUUAGUAUCCAUGAACCAAUCAUCUGGGCUCUGGUAGAUUUCUACAAUAAUCUCCAACUAGAUCGCUUUCCUCAAAAUUCCCAGGUCACUCAAGUCGAUCCUGAAAUACGUGUGGACUUGAUCGACAUUUCUGAGGUACGACUGAAGGUUUCUCUAGAGACAGCCCCUGCUCAAAGACCUCAUGGACUUCUGGGUGUAUGGGGUCCGGUUCUUUCAGCUGUUGGGAACACAUUUAAAAUUCAGGUUCAUCUUCGGAAAGUAACACACAGAGACAGAUUUCUGCGCCAGAGUUCUGUGAUUUCUGACAUUGGAAACCGCAUUUGGAGAGAUCUUAUCCAUAAUCCAUUACAUUUAAUUUUUUCCGUUGAUGUUCUCGGCAUGACAAGCUCCACCUUGGCUUCUCUUAGCAAAGGUUUUGCUGAGCUCUCAACUGAUGGACAAUUUCUGCAGCUCCGCUCAAAGCAGGUGUGGUCAAGAAGGAUUACUGGUGUUGGUGAUGGACUUGCACAAGGAACUGAAGCUCUUGCACAAGGUGUUGCUUUUGGAGUCUCUGGGGUAGUGCGGAAACCAAUGGAGAAUGCUAGGCAAAAUGGUCUUCUUGGCCUAGCCCAUGGGCUUGGACAAGCUUUCCUGGGAUUUUUCGUACAGCCAGUGAGUGGAGCAUUAGAUUUUUUUUCUUUGACUGUUGAUGGGAUUGGUGCAAGUUGCUCCAGGUGCUUAGAGAUUCUUAAUAACAAAAGAGACUUCGAAAGGAUACGAAAUCCACGGGCAUUUCGUGCUGACCAUGUACUAAGAGAGUAUUCUGAAAGAGAAGCACUUGGUCAGAUGAUACUUUACCUUGCAGAAGCCAGUCGGAAUUUUGGGUGCACACAAAUAUUCAAAGAGCCAUCAAAAUUUGCCUGGUCGGAUUGCUUUGAAGAGCAUUUUACGGUACCCUAUCAGCGCAUUGUUUUGGUGACUAAUAGGCGAGUGAUGCUGCUGCAGUGUGUGGCCCCGGAUAAGAUGGAUAAAAAGCCCUGCAAAAUAUUGUGGGAUGUACCAUGGGAAGAAAUCAUGGCACUGGAACUUGCUAAAGCAGGCCAUCCUAUCCCUUCUCACUUAAUCAUUCAUCUGAAAUGCUUCAAGAGAGGUGAGAGCUUUGUCAGAGUAAUAAAGUGCAGCAGUGAAAAAUUGCCCGAGGAAAGUGAAUCACAAGCCGUCAAAAUCUGCUCAGUCGUAUAUAGGAUGUGGAAGGCACACCAGAAUAAUCUGAAACAGUUGCCCUCAAGCCAAAGGCAUGUCCUAUUUACAUGGAGUGAUGUAGAUGCCAGAGAAUCUCACAAACAGCACAGAGCCAUUAUCACCUCAGCUGAAAUUUCUUGUUCGAGUUCUAUUUUGACCGAACAAAAAUUUGCCGAGCACAGUAUCAACUUUACUAGGAUUUGGAGCAGUGAGCGAGAGUCCAAAGGUCGGUGCUCUUUGUGCCGAAAACAGGGUUUGGAAAGUGGCGAAAUUUGUAGCAUCUGGCGGCCAGUUUGUCCUGAUGGGUAUGUCUCAAUUGGGGAUGUAGCUCGUUGUGGCUGUCAUCCUCCUACAGUUGCUUCAAUAUAUCGUAAUUCUGAGGAAUUGUUUGUGCCCCCAGUGGGUUAUGACCUGGUCUGGAGAAAUUGUGUGGAUGACUACAAGAGUCCUGUCUCAAUUUGGCAUCCUCGUGCACCCGAGGGGUACUUUUCUGUCGGAUGUGUAGCUGUGCCGAGCUUUGAAGAGCCGGAGGUCGACUCAGUGUACUGUGUAGCUGAAUCUCUGUGUGAGGAGACAACAUUUGAAGAACAAAAGAUUUGGUGGGCCCCAGACUCGUAUCCGUGGGCAUGCCAUAUUUAUCAAACGAGCAGUGAUGCUCUUCAGUUUGUUGCCUUAAGACAACCUCGUGAAGAAUCUGACUGGAAGCCUAAAAAGGUAAUUGUCAAUCCCCAGCGAUCUUCCGAUGCUUGGUGACUUGUGGGGGCCCGUCUUAUUAAACGAGUAUCGGUUUAUAAAUUCGGUUUUGUAAAUGGAAGGAUAGUCCUGGAACGUGAUGCUGGUUGCGAGUGCUAAAAAAGCUACGAGUAUGAUGCAUUUUUUGCCUUCGCCUUAUAGCAAGUUGUGAAUGUAACUUGUUCUAACUUCUAACUUGUAAUUGAGGUUUCAAGAUUGAAAAAAUUGAAGGGGAGAAAAAUAAAAAGAAAAAUAAAAAGGCUUUGUGACAUUACGAAGAAUUUUGAAUCUCGCGAAAUUUGGACAGGUGCUUCUUAAGAAAAAUAAAAAUUAAAAAGGCUAGGUUACAUUCUUCCCCAGCCGCGCUCGAUCGUCGGCGCCAGCUCUGCCUUAACCAUCUCCUCCACAUCUUCCUCCCCGCAGCUCUUCGACUCUCUAGCUGCUGGAAAAUUCAAGUUUCGAGCUCGGACUGCCAUUAAUGGUGGAUUUUAUUAAAAAAGAAAAAAGUAAUGUUGGCCCUCGAUUGGGCCCUUGAACGAACAUGAGAUGGCACCGGCAAGAUCAACAAGAAAUCUUGGAAGCAAUUAAUACAGAUAUUUUAAAAGUUUUCAAAUAAA
This is a messenger RNA of Striga asiatica, 13543 nucleotides long. The record is from the annotation of a GenBank genome assembly. Lineage: Eukaryota; Viridiplantae; Streptophyta; Magnoliopsida; Lamiales; Orobanchaceae.